This is a messenger RNA of Leishmania major strain Friedlin, 948 nucleotides long. RefSeq lists its product as hypothetical. Lineage: Eukaryota; Euglenozoa; Kinetoplastea; Trypanosomatida; Trypanosomatidae. Bases 1 to 948 code for a protein of 315 amino acids. The transcript has a single exon. The record is from RefSeq and is a predicted model, not a curated record.
AUGACCCCGCCAUUCGUCGAGAUCGUCGCCUUCGAAAACGCGAUUGACGGGCCGCCUGGCCGCACGCGCCAGCACCUUCAUCAACAGCAGCAGGGCAGGGUACCCUUUGGUGGUGGCAGGGAGGGGCAGGGGGCCAUCGGGCCCGAGACGCGCGGAACUUCCCCGUACACCGUGAGCCAUUCCACGUCAACGGAAACUCUCAUGACCACCUCCGCCGCCGUGGAGCCGGGCGCGGGUCUCGCCGCCGCUGCGGACAGCAUCAGCGAGUGCUUGCACGGCUUCCCUUCCCGCGUGCACACCGGGGCCAAGACUCCGCACCCGGUGACGGGGUCACAUCGAUUCUUCGACGGGGCAAGCGUCGGCAGUGCUGGCGGUGCUGAUAUGUCUCUCCACCAGCAGCCGGCCUCCUCCUCUCCUUCACAGUUUCCGUCGCAGCCGGAGCCGGUGGACUCGCUGGCCUCGGUUCUGGGUCCUGGCGGCCUCUACGUGCGCUUCCACAUAACCUACGGCGGUGCGAUGCACCUGUCGCUGAACAUUGCGGUGCAGCAUGAGAUUCGACUCGGCGCUGUUGCACUGCGUGUCAGCCUGCCCAUGAUGUUCUGCAUCGCUAACCUCGACCUCGACUGCUACAUCUGCGUGAACAUGAAGCACAACAUGUGCGAAGUGUGGCUCGAGCCGGGCCCGCUCUCGCCGUCCGUGGUGAAUCGACUGAGCAUCACCGCCAUCGUCGGCGGGGACGACGAUGAUGGCGGCUCCUCGACCGACUUCUAUUCUCACUUUGGCGGCAGCAGCAUCUCCGACGGCGACGGCGUUGAGGAGGAAAGCGGUGUUUACGUGAAUGAGCACGAGGUGUCGCAAUUUGUGCUGCAUGAGCUGCGCUCCAUCUUGCGCGAGACGCUUGUCGCGCCACAUUCCGUUCGCAUACCGGUGUCCUUCGGCGGCAGCUAA